Zea mays is the source of this 2427-nucleotide messenger RNA. Its product is annotated as BTB/POZ domain-containing protein. The transcript has 4 exons. Lineage: Eukaryota; Viridiplantae; Streptophyta; Magnoliopsida; Poales; Poaceae. Gene Ontology annotation, molecular function: protein binding. The record is from RefSeq and is marked validated. Bases 24 to 2000 code for a protein of 658 amino acids.
GAGGACGUACGACGAGGAGGGCAAUGGGGAUGGGCAGCGACGCCGCCGCGCUGUUCCCCUUCUCCACCAGCACCACCGCCACGUCGCCGCGGCUCUGCGGCGCCACCGCCGUCAGCCACAGGAGGAUAUUCUCAGACGUCGCUGAGGACGUGACGGUGUCGGUGGACGGCCAGUCGUUCCUGCUGCACAAGUUCCCUCUGGUGUCCCGGUGCGGGCGGAUACGCAAGAUGUUGGCGGACUCCUCCAGCUCCAACAGCAAGGACGCAGACGGCCACCAGAAGCUGGAGCUGGCGAACGUGCCGGGGGGAGCCUACGCGUUCGAGCUGGCCGCCAAGUUCUGCUACGGCACAAACUUCGAGAUAACCGCGGCGAACGUGGCGCAGCUGCGGUGCGUGGCGGAGUACCUGGAGAUGACGGAGGACCAGCACGCGGACAACCUGGUGGCGCGGGCGGAGGCGUACCUGGCCGAGGUGGCGCUGCGGAGCCUGGACGGGGCGCUGGAGGUGCUGCGCAGGUGCGACGACGGCGGGCCCGUGGCGGAGCAGGUCGGGCUGGUGGCCCGCUGCGUCGACGCCGUCGCCGCCAGCGCGGGCAAGGAGCAGCUGGUCUCCGGCCUGGCGGCGCACCUGGAGACGUGCGACUGCGCCGCCGCCGCGCGCUGCCGGGAGGACUGGUGGGUGGAGGACCUCUCCUUGCUCCGGAUCGACCACUACCGCCGCGUCAUCGCCGCGAUGCGGCGGAGCGGGGUCCGGCCGGAGACCAUCGGCGCGUCCGUGGCGCACUACGCGCAGACGUGGCUCAAGGGCGUGGACGUGGAGCAGCGGCGGCGCCAGCGCGCCUGCUGGGACGGAUCGGGCCCGUUCGUCGGCGACGGCCAGCGGAUGGUCGUCGAGACGCUCGUCGACGUGCUUGCCACGGAGAACGUCGCGGCCGUCACGCUCUCCUUCCUGUUCGGCAUGCUGCGGGUCGCCGUCGAGGUCGACGCCAGCCUCGACUGCCGGAUCGAGCUCGAGCGCCGGGUCGGGAUGCGCCUGGAGAUGGCGGCGCUCGACGACCUGCUCGUCCCCGCCGCGCAGACCAGCGACUCCAUGUUCGACGUCGACACCGUCCACCGCAUACUGCUCAGCUUCUUGCAGAGGAUUGAUGAGGAUAGCUCGGGGGACCUGUCGUCUCCCCCCUGCGGGUACGACUCCGACGGCCUCAAGUCUCCCAGCCACGGAUCGGUGCUCAAGGUCGGGAGGCUCAUGGACGGCUAUCUCGCGGAGGUGGCGCCGGAUCCGUAUCUCAAGCUGCAGAAGUUCAUGGCCCUUAUUGAGCUGCUCCCGGAUUAUGCGCGCAUUGUUGAUGAUGGCCUCUAUCGCGCCAUCGACAUAUACCUCAAGGCGCAUCCAUCUCUGACGGAGUCGGAGUGCAAGCGGCUGUGCAAGCUGAUCGACUGCCAGAAGCUGUCGCAGGACGCGUCGAGCCACGCGGCGCAGAACGACCGGCUGCCGAUCCAGAUGGUGGUGCGCGUGCUCUACUUCGAGCAGCUCCGCCUCAAGUCGUCCUUCUCGGGCGGCGGGUCCGGGUGCGUCGGCUUGGGCGGCGCCGACGGGUCCUUCUCGCAGCGGUUCGUGUGCAGCAGCAGCGGCGUGCCGAGCUCGUGCGUGUCCCCGCAGCGGGACAACUACGCGUCGCUGCGGCGGGAGAACCGGGAGCUGAAGCUGGAGAUCUCGCGGAUGCGGGUGCGGCUGACGGAGCUGGAGCGGGAGCAGGGGCUGAUGAAGCAGCAGGGGAGGAUGCGCGGCGGGGACGGCGGUGGCGGCGGCGGGCGGGGCGGUGGCGGCGAGCACGGCCGCGCCUUCCUUGCGUCGCUGUCGAGGGGCAUCGGCCGCAUCACCAUGUUCGGCGGCGGGCCUGCGGCGGCCGACAGGCGGCGCAAGAAGAGCGGCGGCCGGAGCUCCCAGUGCUCCGACGGCAAGGCCCGCAGGCGGCAGAAGGCGUCCUUCGCCUAUGACUGAAGCUUCGCUGCUGGCGUCGACAAUGGAGGCGCGGCAGGCGGCGAUCGUGGAUGGAUGCGGUCUCAGCGUCUGGAGGAUCGGUCGGAGCUAAAGCAGGGACGGUGGCUGCUGACAGCUGAGUGGGUGACGAUGAUCAAGAAUUCAAGACUGCGGUUUUAGCUGUUGGUGAUGGCAGUCCGUCGCUCAGACGAACAAACAACAGGGAGGAAUGGAACGGAUCAGGAGGAGUUUAUUGCAGGAAAUGCUACAGGCUAGCGAGAGAUUUUUUAGCAUGCAGGAACGACGCAGGAUCAGUAAAGUAGUGUAGCAAACUGUUUUAGCCUGAACUCUGAAUGCCUGCUUUCACUGGAUUGCAUUUGCAUAAUGCAUCCAUGCAUCGCAGUAUCGCACAGCUUUAACGCGCGAAAACGGAAACUAGCGUUACGAC